This is a messenger RNA of Eimeria tenella, 1539 nucleotides long. RefSeq lists its product as uncharacterized. The coding region runs from base 1 to 1539 and encodes 512 amino acids. The transcript has a single exon. NCBI's taxonomy places the organism in Eukaryota, Apicomplexa, Conoidasida, Eucoccidiorida, Eimeriidae. The record is from RefSeq and is a predicted model, not a curated record.
AUGCCUGAACCCAUAAAAGGGCGUUUAUUGAACCUAUUCUCACGAAUGAUGAGAGCUUCGAAGCUGUGCAGGUCAUUGCUACCAAUGCUAACGUCCGCACAACGGCUGCAUCUGACGUAUGUUGUAAUGCGACAAAUUGCAUUGGAUUUGGGAGCAAUUUCGUUAGUGAGGGAGGACAUGGAGCCUGCACGGCAAAGCGUGGGGGACUCUCUCAUUAGCCUGGGUCAUGAGUGUCUUGAAGGCAAUGGCAGUGGCGCAAAGUAUGAAGGCCUUCGCCCCGCGAUUCGCGAACUGAUAGCUUUAGUUGAUAAACUCAAACUGCCGCGACGAGUACAACACGAAUAUGAUUCUCUGAAGUACAGAAAAAAGAUGUCCACCAUGAUGGGUACUGCUGGCAUGGUGCUGAAAAAUUGUUUAGGCGUUUUGGAGGGUUUACUUCAAUCCAGUUGCGGAGACUCAUUGGAGCUGCCAUAUGCCGUGGUUCAGCAGCAGAUCGGUGUUCUAGAGGCGCUGUACCGCGUACACGCGAGCCACAUAAACAGAGAUAGACCACUUCGUAAGCACAUCAUAGAGUGCCAGGAACAAACUGGCACGCAUGAGCUUCUCAGUUACCAGUUAGCGCAGACGUCCUACAAGGUGAUCCCGAAACUGCAAGACUUGCAGAAACAGAUGAGAGAAGCAGUCAGCAGCGCCGGCGGCCUUCUACUACUGCAACAGCCAAAUGCGCGACAAAGUCACGGCACUAGCAGGAGGUUCGUUGGAAAAAGUCAACUGCGAGAGGCCUACCCUGAAGCACUGCAUGGACAAAGGGGGCAGCACCACAUGCUGCAAGGAAGCUCUGCGGCAGCGGAACAGCAAGCGCUUCACUUCGCAGCUUCAUUAGUGAGCGAAAACGUCUACGGAGGUCCCUCUUUGCCUUCUUCUGCGUAUCCACUGUGGCAACCUUGGCAGCCGCCUUACCAAGGCCACGAAUCAGCUGCGCAGCCCGUGCCGCAAGGCACUAGUAGUCCUUGGAAUCAGCAGUCACAGUCAGUCUCAUCGCCAUCACUUCAGGCAUCGGGUGGUUCUGCAAUGCCUUGGAUGCACACAGCACACCAACGCAUUCAAGGCGCAGGUCCCCGUCUAUCGUUGGCACCUUCUCUCCUUGCGCGUCCUUAUCGUCUUUGGGCUACUCAGUCGGCUGAUUCUGCCUUUUCUUUGGGUCGGUUACAACGGCACACACUUUCUGGGUGUGUUGUUCAAGCGCCUUUGGGGCCCACUGCACAGCUGCGACAAAGGGCUGGAGCUGAGCAGCCUGUGACGUUUGAGUCACCACCUGCAAGCUCCCGCAGAGUUGAGUAUAGCCCUUUCAGACAAGGAAGCAGUCCUUCCUUGUUGCCAUUUACGCGAGCAACGGUCUCGUCUCUCGAAAUGCGUAAAACUUCAGGCUGCGGCCGUGCGGGCAAUCGAAGGCAAGGAGUGCGUCGUACCCGCGCCUGUGACCCGGAUAAAGGAGAGAGCAGCCGUGAGGCUGGACGCUAUGGUGAAUGCCGCUUGUGA